AAAGCCUCUAGUGUAGAGAAGAAAUCGCUUCGACAGAAAAUAUAUCGGCGCAAGACGAAUCUAGAGAAAAAGUUGCACGAGUAUAGCAAUAUAUGCGGGGCGGAUGUUUCCUUGGGCAUACGAAUUCGGGAAUCGGGACAAGUGUUCAUCUUCGCGGAUGCAUCGGGGUUUUGGUCGUUCCUUAGCUCUCAGCUA
Molecule: messenger RNA, 195 nt
Organism: Aspergillus glaucus CBS 516.65
Lineage: Eukaryota; Fungi; Ascomycota; Eurotiomycetes; Eurotiales; Aspergillaceae
Exons: 1
Molecular function (GO): DNA binding; protein dimerization activity
Source: RefSeq, a predicted model, not a curated record